This is a messenger RNA of Lathyrus oleraceus (garden pea), 432 nucleotides long. Its product is annotated as elongation factor 2-like. Gene Ontology annotation, molecular function: GTPase activity; translation elongation factor activity; ribosome binding. The record is from RefSeq and is a predicted model, not a curated record. The transcript has a single exon. The coding region runs from base 1 to 432 and encodes 143 amino acids. Gene Ontology annotation, biological process: translational elongation. Lineage: Eukaryota; Viridiplantae; Streptophyta; Magnoliopsida; Fabales; Fabaceae. Gene Ontology annotation, cellular component: ribonucleoprotein complex; cytosol.
AUGGAGGCCGUAAGGAAUGGAUGGGUUAGUGAUUUCUGGUCUGAUCUAUUGAGUACUCUAACAAAUGAAAAGGAAGUCGAUGCACACCCUAUUCGUGCUAUAAAGUUUUCUGUCUCACCUGUUGUGCGUGUUGCUGUUCAGUGCAAGGUUGCUUCAGGUCUUCCUAAGCCUGUUGAAGGUCUCAAGCGUCUUGCUAAGCCUAAUCCUAUGUUUGUUUGUACCAUUGAGGAGUCUGGAGAACACAUUGUUGCUGGUGCAGGAGAGCUUCAUCUAGAAAUCUGUUUGAAGGACUUGCAGGUUGAUUUCAUGGGUGGGGCUGAAAUUGUCAAAUCCGACCCUGUUGUGUCAUUCAGAGAGACUGUUCUUGAGAGGUCAUGCCGCACAGUGAUGAGCAAAUCUCCCAAGUUCGCCAUUUUCCCUUGCAAGCAGUAA